This is a messenger RNA of Didymodactylos carnosus, 795 nucleotides long. NCBI's taxonomy places the organism in Eukaryota, Metazoa, Rotifera, Eurotatoria, Philodinida, Philodinidae. The record is from the annotation of a GenBank genome assembly.
AUGUCAAACCGGGCAGUAUCCAUGUUCAUUCCUCAUGGUGGAGGACCGAUGCCUCUACUCAACGCUCCAUCUCACCAAGGCAUAAUUGAAUUCCUUACCGGCAAAGCCCGUACAUUACUCGGUUCACCAAAAGCAAUCGUCUUGGUCACUGCUCAUUGGGAAGAACACGUUCCGACAAUAUCCUCAGCCGAAAAACAUUCGUUGCUGUUCGACUACUACGGGUUUCCAGACGAAGCUUAUCAAGUUGAAUAUCCAGCAAAGGGAUCACCGUCGGUUGCUGAGCAAGUAAAAUUGGCACUCAGUAAACAAGGAUUUGAUGCAAAACUGAACGACAAACGUGGAUGGGAUCACGGUGUAUUUGUUCCGUUAGUACUGCUCGUUCCAGAUGCCAAUAUUCCAAUUGUUCAGCUGUCUGUACUCAAAUCACAGUCGGCCGAGGAACACAUAAAAAUGGGCCGUGCAUUAAGUUCGCUACGCGACGAAAAUAUUGCAAUUCUUGGAUCAGGCAUGAGUUUUCAUAAUAUGCGAGCAAUCUUCGAUCAAAUAACAGUUGAGGAUAAUACACCGUUUGAAGAUGCAAUUCAAGAUGCAUGCGAAUCAAUCGGGCUGGAACGAGACGAAAAGCUCAGAAACUGGGAAAAAUUUAAUGGAGCCAGGUACGCACAGCCUGUCGGUUAUGCAGAACAUUUCAUGCCACUUUUGGUCGCAGCAGGUGCUGGUGGUGAUAGUAAGGGCAAAAGCGUCGCUCGAUUGCUUUUCAAGGAAUUUGCGGUCAGCGCAUACGUAUGGUCGUAA